Molecule: messenger RNA, 978 nt
Organism: Periophthalmus magnuspinnatus
Lineage: Eukaryota; Metazoa; Chordata; Actinopteri; Gobiiformes; Gobiidae
Gene: gstt1a
Product: glutathione S-transferase theta 1a
Exons: 5
Coding region: 126-845 (239 amino acids)
Biological process (GO): glutathione metabolic process
Cellular component (GO): cytoplasm
Molecular function (GO): glutathione transferase activity
Source: RefSeq, a predicted model, not a curated record
ACCUCAGUCUCUCCUGGUCCUCUCUCACGCACAGACCUCAGUCUCUCCUGGUCCUCUCUCACGCACAGACCUCAGUCUCUCCUGGUCCUCUCUCACGCACAGACCUGUCUCUCCGCGCGGACCUGAUGGAGCUGUACCUGGACCUGUGCUCUCAGCCUUGUCGGUCCGUUUUCCUCGUGGCCAAAGCUCUGAACAUCCCGUUUGAUUUCAAACAUGUGGAUUUAUCCGCAGGACAGAACUACAGCGAAGAGUUUGGGAAAAUCAACAUCAUGAGAAAAGUCCCUGUGAUGAAAGACGCAGACUUCAUCCUCACAGAAAGCACUGCCAUCCUGGACUACAUGGUGCAAAAACACAGAGGUCCGACUCACUGGUUUCCCUCCGAGCUGCAGCCCAGAGCUCGAGUCAACGAGUAUCUGUCCUGGCAACACACCAACCUCCGCACCACCGGCUCCAAGGUCUUUCUGCUCAAGGUGGUGUUUCCGAUGAUGAUGGGCUGUGACGCGCCCAAGGAGAAGAUGGACGCCGCGAUGGACGGACUGAACGAGUCUCUGUCUCUGCUCGAAAACUACUUCCUCCAGGACAAACCCUUCAUCAUCGGGAACCAGAUCUCUGUGGCCGACGUCGUGGCGAUAGCAGAGGUCAUGCAGCCUGUAGGGAGCGGCGUGGACGUGUUUGUGGGACGUCCCAAGCUGUGCGUCUGGAGAGACCGUGUCAAAGCUCAGCUCGGGGAGGAGCUGUUUAAAGAAGCACAUGAAGUCAUAAUGAAGAUCAGCGACCUGACUCAGAACAUCGACAAAACGGCUCUGGAGAUGAUGAAGCCAAAGUUUCAGAAGAUGUUUAGUUAAAGAUGAACCAAAGUAAAAAGACGAGAGUAAAACAGUAAAGACGAGAGCGAAGAGUAAAGUGACAACCAAAGUGUAACAUACCUCAAGUCUGGAGAAGACUCUUUUCUUUUAAAUAAACAUCUUUUCUUAAAUU